GUGCCGUACUAGAACCAGCCUGUGCCUCCCAUUCGCGCACAGUAUGGACCCACAGGCGGAAAUAUGAACAUGAAUAUGUCCCAACAGUUUCAGUCCCCAAAUUUAGCCUCAAUAUAUCACGGCGUGGCAGCAAAAGUGGGCUCCGGCCUUAUUGACGACCCCCUGGAGGCCUUCAAUCGCAUUAUGAAGGAGAGAGAGAGACAGAAAUUCGAGAGAUUUCGGAGCAUAGAUCAUCACAGGUCCAGGUCACCGGAUAGGCAGAGGUCACAUCGCUUCAAAUCCCCCGUAUACGAAAAAGAGUCACUGAGAGACCUGAAUCUAAAGGAUAAACGACCUAGGUCGAGGGAAAGAAAGCGCGAGUAUAGCUACGAACGACAUACGCGACACAAUAGACCCAGUCGUCAGCCCUGCGAUGGGUCCAAGUCGCCCAUAAACAAAAUUAAAAGAUCGGCGUCUCGCCGUUCUAUAUCCCCUAAAGCGUCUUAUAAAUCGGACUUCAGGGAGAAGUCAUAUGCCAAGCCCAGUGCUCCCAAACUUGACCCAUUUGAGCCACCUCCGCCAGGGUUCGAGGGCAUGCAAUUGUUUGAUGAUGCGGCGGCUUACAAACCAAAGCACCAUCUGGGCGGCAGUGGGGGGCAUGCCAAGAGAAGUGCCGCCGAGGACGAGUUGCCACGCAAGCGGAAAAGGUCGCGCAGCAGAAGUAAGGAACUGAAUCAAAAACUUAUUGACACCAGCUUCAGAAGCCUGACUCCUCCCCCAGCGAAAGUAGCCAUUAUCGCCCCGAGGCAAUCAACUGUUGGGCCCAGCUACGACCACUGCGAAAGGUCUCCCAAGACGCCAGAAAGAGGACAGGUCGAGUAUUGCAUGCAGCCGAUACAGCGAGUGGUACAGAAUGCAGCCCCAGAGGCGACUGCGCCCAAUCCCUUGGAUGGCAUGGGAAAUAUGGGCAAGGAGAACAAGAGUAAGAGUCCUGUUCCGUUGAAGGAGCGGAAGAAGAAGAAGAAGGACAAGGACAAGACCGAACGCAAGAAAAACAAGAAAGACAAGAAGGUCAAGAAGGAAAAGGAGAAACACGAAAGAGCCAAGAAGAGCUCGUCCAUCAAUCGGUCCGAUUCGGAUAUCAACAACAUGCAAAUAGAGCAGACCUGUAAGAUAACCCCACCCUUGCGGGCUUUGCCUGAGAGCUAUGGAAAAUAUGAAUCUGCCUCGAAUUCCCCAGCCCAGAGCAAGACCAACGAUAUUGUUAAACCCAUUAAGGCCCUGUUUGCCGUUGAGGCUCCCCAUAGACAUAAUUUCGGUGAGGAGAGCGUCAGUGUCUCCUCCAGAAGUGGCAAACGAAGUGAGGCAGCGGCGUUGAAUGCGGUCAACGUGUCCAAAUGGGAGAUUGAGGAGAACAGUUUGUCCUGCAAUUUCGAUGAUUCCUUUAAGAAGGCGGGCUCUGCCAAUUGGGGAGGGGAGCACACUGAAAUCACCUCAGACGUUAUACGCAAGGCAGAAAACGCGAUCUUUGCCAAGGCCAUAAACGCCAUCAGACCAGUCGAAUUUCAAGUUGUAAUUAAUUCCAAGGGCAACAGCAAGGACCGCUCUGUGUCCAUUCGAAAUGAUAAUAAAUAUCGCUCGCUCUCGCCGAAGCAGCGCCCCAGCAGCAAGUCGGUGAAGGAGCGGCUGGGCAAUAAGGUGGUGCGUGAUAGAAGUCGCUCGGAGGACAAGUCAAGAGGAGCCAAGAGGCGGGAGAUUUCUGCUAAAGUUGCACCUGAUGAUGACGGGUACAGGGGCAGACCAGACGCCAAUAGUGGGUCCCGCAGAGGGGACAAGCAAUCGAGAGAUAGGGAUAGGGACAGAGCUAUUUCCACAGAGAAAAGACACUCGCAACAGGUAUACAAGAGAACACUCCCCGAGAGCGAUAGAAAUAGGCGGCAAUACAAAGACGCCAAGCACAAUAAGAUCGGUCAAAUCAAUAUCCACGAAUCAGAUCGCAGAGGAGCUAGGAGCGUAAAGUCGGGCGAACGGCGCAUUGUAUCUUCUGUGUCUGUGGCAGCAGCCUUGCCACCGAAGCCAUGCCGCCCAGAUAAUCCGUUUAGACGAGCCGGCGACAGCAGUUCGAAGAGCAGUUUAGUUUUAAAAUAUGAUAAUACGAUACCGAAUGAGGUUUCGCAUCCAGUAAGCAGCCGCUCAGCCGCCGAGAGCAGCUUUGAACAAAGGAAACAAAAGGAUAAAAAACUUAAGAAACAUGCGAAAUAUUCGUCAACAGAUUCGUUGAAGAGCGAGAAGCGCAAAGAUUUGAAGAGCAAACGGAAGAGCAAGAUAAUGAAAAAGAAGAAAAAGUCGAAGAAGAAGAGUUUAGUUUAGUCUUAAGCUAAGCUGCAACAAUUAUAAUAUAAUAUGAUUCAUUCUAAUGAUUUCUGUGUACAAGUCAAAGAUUUUUAAGUGUAUGUAUUUAUCAU
This is a messenger RNA of Drosophila miranda, 2444 nucleotides long. Its product is annotated as zinc finger CCCH domain-containing protein 13-like. The transcript is spliced from 3 exons. Bases 64 to 2349 code for a protein of 761 amino acids. The record is from RefSeq and is a predicted model, not a curated record. Lineage: Eukaryota; Metazoa; Arthropoda; Insecta; Diptera; Drosophilidae.